Molecule: messenger RNA, 4199 nt
Organism: Cajanus cajan (pigeon pea)
Lineage: Eukaryota; Viridiplantae; Streptophyta; Magnoliopsida; Fabales; Fabaceae
Product: Leucine-rich repeat receptor-like protein kinase family protein
Biological process (GO): protein phosphorylation
Molecular function (GO): ATP binding; protein kinase activity; protein binding
Source: RefSeq, a predicted model, not a curated record
AGAAAGUAGCAUUUCUCAGAAGUUGAGCAAUAAACAAACAGCAUAAUGAUAUAUAUGUGCAUUGCAGCAAAGGUCCAGAGGUAUAUAAGAUGCCUAUGUUCAGUGCAAGAAACACCACCUGACAUAGCCCCAUUAUUCUAAUGCAUUUCCUUAGACACAGAAGCAUCUUAGGUGUGGUGGGGUGGUGCUACUUCUGCAGAUUUUCUGAUCUCUAGGCAUUCAAUUUUAUCUUAUUUUAUUCUCCUACGGUGUGAACUGAGCUUUUUAGUUUUAGCUUUGUUUGGGAAAGAAAAGUGACACUCUUGAGUUUGAGUUCAAAGCAAGAAAGCCACAACACACAGUAGAGGGAGGUUGAGUGAAGAGUGCAAAACCCAAUGACUCAAACCCAAGGAGAAGAAAAGUUUGGAAUUUGAGGCAAAUGUUUCAUUGUUUCAAUGCUCACCUCGAGGCAAUCCUUGUACAUCUCUUCCUCUUCUCCUUCUUCUUCAUUGUUUUGUAUCAUUCUCCUCCAACUCACACUUCUCUAUGGCCUUGCCUUUUCUUCCAACCAUGAAGCCUCAACUCUCUUCUCUUGGCUCCAUGCUUCUUCUUCUGCAUCACCACCCCCUCCAUCUUUCUCCAACUGGAACAUCCUUGAUCCCAAUCCAUGCAACUGGACAUGCAUAACAUGCUCCUCACUAGCCUUUGUCACUGAAAUCAACAUACAAUCCAUCCCUCUUGAGCUUCCCUUACCCUCCAACCUCUCUUCAUUUCACUCUCUUCAAAAGCUUGUCAUAUCUGAUGCCAAUCUCACUGGAACCAUCCCUUCAGACAUUGGUGAUUGCUCUUCCCUUACUGUCAUUGAUCUCAGCUCCAACAACCUUAUUGGCUCUAUUCCUUCAAGCAUUGGCAAGCUCCACAACCUUCAGAACUUGUCCUUGAACUCCAACCAGCUCAGUGGAAGGAUUCCAGCCGAGUUAAGCAAUUGCAUUGGCCUAAAAAAUCUACUCCUUUUUGAUAACCAAAUUAGUGGGAGUAUCCCACCUGAACUGGGGAAGCUGUCACAACUUGAGUCACUAAGAGCAGGAGGGAACAAAGAUAUAGUUGGUAAGAUUCCUGAAGAGCUUGGAGAAUGCAGAAACUUGACUGUGUUGGGUCUGGCUGAUACAAGAAUAUCGGGUUCUUUGCCUGCUUCUUUGGGUAGGCUUAGCAAGCUUCAGACACUUUCCAUUUAUACUACCAUGCUCUCUGGUGAGAUUCCACAUGAGUUAGGUAACUGUUCUGAACUCGUGGACUUGUUUCUAUAUGAAAAUAGCCUAUCAGGGUCAAUUCCAUCUGAGCUUGGUAAGCUCAAGAAGCUGGAACAGUUGUUUUUAUGGCAGAAUGGUCUUGUGGGUGCUAUCCCAGAAGAGAUUGGUAACUGCACAAGUUUGAGAAAAAUUGAUUUCUCUCUAAAUUCUCUGUCUGGGACUAUUCCUUUGUCUUUGGGAGGUCUUUUGAAGCUCGAAGAGUUUAUGAUUAGUGAUAACAAUGUGUCUGGUUCAAUCCCUUCUAGUCUUUCAAAUGCUAAAAACCUCCAACAGUUGCAAGUUGACACAAAUCAGCUCUCAGGCUUGAUUCCACCAGAGCUUGGUGAGUUGUCAAACCUCAUGGUGUUCUUUGCUUGGCAGAACCAACUUGAGGGAAGCAUUCCCUCCACUUUGGGGAACUGCAGCAACCUUCAAGCACUAGACUUGUCGCGGAAUGCACUCACUGGUGGUAUUCCUGAUGCCAUAUUCCAGCUCCAAAACCUCACAAAAUUGCUUCUGAUUUCCAAUGACAUAUCAGGUUUCAUACCAAAUGCAAUAGGCAGUUGCAGCUCUCUGAUAAGGUUGAGGCUUGGAAUCAAUAGGAUCACUGGUAGCAUUCCCAAAACAAUAGGCAACCUCAAGAGCUUGAACUUCUUAGACCUUUCUUCGAACCGCCUUGCUGGUCUGGUGCCUGAUGAGAUUGGAAGCUGCACUGAACUGCAAAUGAUAGAUUUAAGCAGUAACAACUUAGAAGGCCCUUUGCCUAAUACCUUGUCUUCACUGUCUGCAGUUCAGGUAUUGGAUGCAUCUUCCAACAAGUUUUCAGGUCCUAUACCAGCAAGUUUAGGUCGUCUUGUUUCUCUGAGUAAGCUGAUCCUAAGCAAUAACUUGUUUUCUGGACCUAUUCCUGCAUCACUGAGCUUAUGUUCAAAUUUACAACUGCUUGAUCUUAGUAGCAACAAGCUCAGUGGAAGCAUACCGGUCGAGUUAGGCCGCAUUGAGUCACUAGAAAUUGCUCUCAAUCUUAGUUGUAAUUCACUCGGUGGAACAAUCCCAACUCAGAUAUCAGCUCUUAACAAGCUUUCCAUUUUGGACCUCUCACACAACCAGUUGGAAGGAGAUUUGCAGCCUCUUUCAGUGUUAGACAACCUUGUUUCCCUCAAUGUUUCUUACAACAAAUUUUCUGGCUGUCUUCCAGAUAACAAGCUUUUCAGGCAGUUAUCAUCAAAAGACUUCACUGCAAAUCAAGGGCUGUCAUGCUUUGUGAAGGAUUCUGGCAAGGCAGGUGUGGCAUUGAAUGGAAAUGAUGUAAGGAAAUCGCGAAGGCUUAAGCUAGCCAUUGGAUUGUUGAUAGCCUUGACAGUAAUAAUGACUGUUAUGGGGAUAACUGCUGUGAUCAAAGCAAGGAGAACCAUUAGAGAUGAUGAUUCCGAGUUGGGGGACUCAUGGACUUGGCAAUUCAUACCAUUCCAAAAGCUAAACUUUUCAGUGGAACAAGUAAUGAGAUGUUUGAUUGAUAGAAACAUAAUUGGCAAGGGAUGUUCUGGUGUUGUUUAUAGAGCUGAAAUGGAUAAUGGUGAAGUCAUUGCUGUGAAGAAACUGUGGCCUACAACUAUUGAUGAUGGAGAGGCAUUUAAGGAAGAAAAAAGUGGAGUUCGUGACUCAUUCUCAGCUGAGGUUAAGGCCCUUGGCUCAAUACGUCAUAAGAACAUUGUCAGAUUCUUGGGGUGCUGUUGGAACAGGAAAACAAGAUUGCUUAUUUUUGAUUAUAUGCCGAAUGGAAGUUUGAGUAACCUACUUCAUGAGAGAAGUGGAAAUUCUCUGGAAUGGGAACUUAGGUACAGAAUCUUGUUAGGUGCUGCAGAAGGACUUGCAUAUCUACAUCAUGACUGUGCCCCUCCUAUAGUUCACAGAGAUAUUAAAGCCAAUAACAUCCUCAUUGGUCUUGAAUUUGAGCCUUACAUUGCUGACUUUGGCUUGGCUAAACUUGUUGAUGAUGGUGAUUUUGGUCGUUCUUCCAAUACAGUUGCUGGUUCCUAUGGAUAUAUUGCUCCAGAAUAUGGCUAUAUGAUGAAGAUCACAGAGAAGAGUGACGUUUAUAGCUAUGGUGUAGUUUUGUUAGAAGUCUUGACAGGUAAGCAACCAAUUGAUCCAACCAUACCAGAUGGUCUACAUGUUGUUGAUUGGGUGAGAAAGAAAAAGGGUCUUGAAGUGCUUGAUUCAAGCUUACUCUCUAGACCAGAAUCAGAAAUAGAGGAAAUGAUGCAGGCAUUGGGAAUAGCUUUAUUGUGUGUGAAUUCAUCCCCUGAUGAAAGGCCAACAAUGAGAGAUAUUGCUGCAAUGCUCAAGGAGAUAAAGCAUGAAAGGGAGGAAUAUGCAAAAUUUGAUGUGCUUCUAAAAGGCUCUCCUGCAAAUGGUUCAUGUGGGAAUAAAAGCUUUGGUGGAGUUGUGCCAACAUCUUCUUCAUCAGUACCAAUCAUGCAAACUUUGAAAUCAAAAAGCAAUAACUCAAGUUUCUCUGUGUCUUCACUGCUUCUUUCAUCUUCAAGUGUCAAGUUGGGUUCCAAAUGAUGAAUUGGAUAUAUGAUCACAGCUAUGGAGAGCAGAAGCUUGUUGUGCUUAUCACUUUCUUUGUCAAUGAUCCUUCUGUUACUUAUUGUUCUUUAUAUGUUUGUAAAUUAUGUUAUAGCUGAUGAAUUGAAAUCAACAAAUAGAUCCAAAAACUACAUGUGUGGCUUUUGGAGUAUCAUUGAUGUGUAUCCAAAUCAAAAUAGCUUGUACUUACUAGUAUCCAAUUUCAAAUUCAGAUCAUGUCAACACAGCAAUAAAAUCCAGCCAGUGUUAGAGCUGAUCAACUGGUUAAAAUUUCACUUGUUUGAUUGAAUUGAAUAUUGUCAACUUCUUUAUUUGUAAGAGACUCUUAGUAUCGUU